This is a messenger RNA of Physcomitrium patens, 2060 nucleotides long. RefSeq names its product GDP-mannose 4,6 dehydratase 1. Gene Ontology annotation, biological process: 'de novo' GDP-L-fucose biosynthetic process. NCBI's taxonomy places the organism in Eukaryota, Viridiplantae, Streptophyta, Bryopsida, Funariales, Funariaceae. The record is from RefSeq and is a predicted model, not a curated record. Gene Ontology annotation, molecular function: GDP-mannose 4,6-dehydratase activity.
ACUGGUGAGAGUAUUCGCAUUUAGAAUGGUGCGGUAAAUCUUGGCUUUCCACAGUACUCGUCAGCAAUGGAGCCAUCGUGAUUGAAGUUUCCUGCCCCUCCCUUAGUCCUGGACUCGUACUUGGAAGCCUGUGGGGGGUUAUAAUGCUACUAAAGCGAUAAAUGGUGAUUCUGUCCCGGGUGAGGUGCAACUUUUGCCUUCAAUCAAUGUGAUCUUUCCAAAAUUGUUGAUUGUACUUCCAAACGUCAAGGGUGUCGAGUGAUUCGGGGUUGGUUAUGGUGGGGUUUGAAAGGUGUGGGAUCUGCAUUCGAGAUUAGACUUGAAUCAACCCUCGCCCACGUUUUGGUGUUGGAAGAAGGUGACUUCUGAAGACUUGGGGGAGCUAUUUUUGGUGGGCGGCUCAUUUUAGCAACAUGGCACACAAACCUACUGGUGAGAGUUAUUGUGUCAUUGCUGCGCAUCUUGUCUCGGGGCUACAUCUGAGUCAUGAGGCUUCACUGAUUUCAUUGUGUGGAGCUUGGGAAGGGGAAGACCUGUGUGGAAAUUCUCAGAUCGCCUCUGUUGAAGUGGAUCGGUGAUAACUAUCGACUUUUUCAGAUCUGGUAGCUAUGGCGCCAGGAGACGCACCUCUGAAGAAGGCGCUCAUUACAGGUAUCACUGGCCAGGAUGGGUCUUAUUUGACCGAGUUCCUUCUCAAGAAAGGGUACGAAGUGCACGGCAUUAUUAGAAGAUCAUCCAACUUUAACACGCAGCGACUCGAGCAUAUCUACAUCGAUCCCCACAACUCUAGUGCGCGCAUGAAAUUGCAUUAUGGUGAUCUCUCGGAUGCCUCCUCUCUGCGGAAGUGGGUGGACACUAUCUGCCCUGAUGAGGUCUACAACUUGGGUGCCCAGUCUCAUGUCGGUGUUUCUUUUGAGAAUCCAGAUUACACAGCUGAUGUUGUUGCCACUGGCGCUUUAAGGCUUCUUGAAGCUGUGCGCAUUCAUGUCCAAAGUACCGGACGCCAAGUGAAGUAUUAUCAAGCCGGAUCAUCAGAGAUGUAUGGUGCCACUCCUCCUCCCCAGGACGAGACCACCGUGUUCCAUCCUCGCAGUCCUUAUGCAGUUGCUAAGGUUGCUGCUCACUUUUAUACAGUGAACUACAGAGAGGCCUAUGGUCUUUUUGCUUGUAAUGGGAUCCUCUUCAACCACGAGUCACCACGCAGAGGAGAGAACUUUGUCACCAGAAAAAUUACUCGAGCAAUUGGUCGUAUUAAGAUUGGGCUCCAGAAGAAACUCUUCCUUGGUAACCUGAAGGCAUCUCGUGAUUGGGGCUUUGCUGGAGAUUACGUUGAGGGUAUGUGGCUUAUGUUGCAGCAGGAGAAGCCAGAUGAUUAUGUCCUUGCUACCGAGAGUUCUUAUACUGUCGAAGAGUUUCUUGAGGAAGCCUUCGGUUACGUUGGUCUUAACUGGAGAGAUCAUGUUGAAAUCGAUCCCAGGUAUUUCCGUCCUUCCGAAGUGGAUAAUUUGAGAGGUUCAGCACAGAAGGCCAGAGAGCGUUUGGGUUGGCAACCAAAAGUCAACUUCAAGCAGUUGGUUGCUAUGAUGGUAGACGGUGAUUUGGAGAGAGCUAAACGUGAGAAGGUUCUAGUGGACAACGGUUAUAUUGAUUCUCACCAACAGCCUUGAAGCACAUCAAUCCACUCUUCAUUCCUAUUUUUAUACCAUGAGAAGAUGAAAAAAUGUGUUCUUUAAGUCCCAUGCAUUCAUUGGCUCAAAUGCCGAAGAUGGUUUAACAGACGACCGGAUAUCCAAGCAAUCAAUAGGAGAGAUAGAUCGUUAAAUAUCUAGUAUCGGUGCCCUGGAAAUUAGUUGGGAUAGUGGAAUAAGCUUUCUGCAAGGCCAACAGUGAUCACUCUUUCAGACCAUACAUUUAUGGUGAAUACCUUGAUAAUGCUAACAUUUACCACGAACCUCUGUUGGCUCUGUUGUCGGAUAACAUUCAGUAACUGGCUGUGUAUAUCACAUCUCCUGAUCUCGUGGUGGUAUUGUUCUUGAGUGAAAUUAAAAAGAGUUUUUCCA